AUGCAGCUACGCUGGGCUCUCGUUGCAGUGGCCCUCGCUCUGUCAUUUUGGCGAUUCCGGAGAACCCCAAAGCAACCUCACAUUGUGUUCAUCCUGGCCGAUGACCUGGGAUGGAACGACGUGAGCUACCAUGGCUGUCCCCAGAUCCGGACUCCCAACAUCGACGCCCUCGCGUGGAACGGGGUCCGCCUGAGCCGCUACUACACCCAGGCCCUCUGCACUCCUUCCAGGGCUGCGCUGCUCACUGGAAUGUACCCGAUCCACACAGGAAUGCAGCACUCGGUCCUUUUCCAGGAAGAGCCACGGGGUCUUCCACUCAAUCUAAAGCUUCUUCCUCAGUGGUUGGGUGAUCUUGGAUAUGACGCCCACAUCAUAGGAAAAUGGCACCUGGGAUUCUACAAGAAAGAGUACACGCCCACAAUGCGUGGUUUCCGAACUCACGUCGGGAGUUGGGGCUGCUUCGUCGACUACUACUCUCACGAAAAGACAAUGAGUGGACCUGCCACGCAUCCCUCAGGACUGGACUUCCGGCGCGAUUUUCGUGCCUCCCACUUCGAUUCCGGAAAGUAUCUGACACACUUGCUGACCGACGAAGCCACAAAACUCAUCAUGAACCACCCGGACGAAAAGCCACUGUUCCUGUAUCUGGCCCAUCAAGCUCCUCACUCGGGCAACUUCGUCAGACUCGAAGUGCCUGAAACCUACACCGAGCAGUACCGGGACAUCGGCUCUAAAAAUAGGACUUUGUAUGCUGGCAUGGUGUCUGCGCUCGACGAGUCCGUAGGCGCCGUAUUCGAAGCUCUCGACAAACGAGGAAUGCUGAGCAACAGCAUAGUGGUCUUCAGCUCGGACAAUGGCGGCGCCCCGGAUGAGGAAACUUACAACAGUGGAUCCCCAUGGCCUCUCAGGGGACAGAAGAUGUCACUCUCGGAAGGAGGGGUCCGAGCACCGGCGCUUCUCUGGAGUCCUCUUCUGUCCGCAGCCGAGGGCUCCAUCUUUGACGGCCUCUUCCACAUCACCGACUGGCUGCCCACAUUCUACGAGCUCGCGGGAGGCAGUCCUUCCUCCUUGGGUGCCAUCGACGGCGUGAGUCAGCUGGGUGCUCUGACCAGACAGACAACUGCUCCGAGAAAGGAAGUCCUUAUCAACAUCGACCCGGAGGAAAAUUGUUCCGCCAUCAUCGAAGGAAACUUCAAACUCGUGCUCGGUGUCGCCGAGCAAGGCCUGUACGAGAAUUGGUAUCCACUUUUGGGACACGUUGACUGGGAGUCGGACAAGCCCCGACAAGAAUGCGAAAAAUCAGUGGUCGCACGAGUUCUGGAGCAUCACGGUGUAAGACCUGUUUGUGGGUCCAGGACUGGUGCCUACGCAACGCCUGUCCAAUGUGGAGCUCGAGACCCUAGCAGAGAGUGCGUGCCGACAAAGUCGCUUUGCUUGUUUAACCUGUCUAAGGACCCCUGCGAGUACAACAACGUUGCUGACCAACAUCCAGAGGUUGUGGAGCGACUCCUAGCAAAGCUGGCCACCUACAACGCGUCGUCUAUUCCUCCUGCCAAUGUUCCCCUCGAUAUGCGAUCUAACCCUGCAUUGCAUGACAACGUGUGGGUUUCGUGGGGUGACCUUUAUUUAUGA
Messenger RNA from Ixodes scapularis (black-legged tick), 1632 nucleotides. RefSeq names its product arylsulfatase B. The record is from RefSeq and is a predicted model, not a curated record. Lineage: Eukaryota; Metazoa; Arthropoda; Arachnida; Ixodida; Ixodidae.